This is a messenger RNA of Hibiscus syriacus, 891 nucleotides long. Its product is annotated as probable polygalacturonase At1g80170. The record is from RefSeq and is a predicted model, not a curated record. The transcript is spliced from 6 exons. Bases 1 to 891 code for a protein of 296 amino acids. Gene Ontology annotation, biological process: carbohydrate metabolic process. Gene Ontology annotation, molecular function: polygalacturonase activity. NCBI's taxonomy places the organism in Eukaryota, Viridiplantae, Streptophyta, Magnoliopsida, Malvales, Malvaceae.
AUGGCAAGUGUGAAGAAAAUCCUGGCGAUAGUUGUUUUGAUUCAAUGCGCUACACUGAGCGAAUCUUCUCGUAUGUUGGAGAAGAAGAAGAAGAAAACGGAUGGCAAUACAUUUAAUGUGAUUAGCUUCGGAGCUGUUGGAGAUGGAGUCGAAGAUGAUUCCAAGGGCUUUAAGGAUGCUUGGAAUGCUGCUUGCGGUUCCUCAGCUUCGUCACCAAUGGUUGUUGUGCCUCAAGGGAAGACCUUUCUGCUUCAACCCUUAACUUUGGAUGGCGAAUGCAACUCAAACAACUUUACAUUCCAGAUUGAUGGGAACAUUAUAGCCCCAAGCGAACCCUCUGCAUGGGAACGCAAAAGAAACUGUCACCAUUGGAUUGGAUUCAAAAAUUUUGAUGGUCUCUUCAUUCAAGGGUCUGGUACAAUCAAUGGACAUGGAUCUAAAUGGUGGAAGCUUUCUUGCAAAGACAAGAACAAGGGCUGUCACUUUCGGAAACCAACCGGUUUUAUGAUAGCAAACUCCAAGAACGUAGAGAUUAAAGGCUUAACCUUUGAAGACAGUCCAAAAAUGCACAUUGCAUUUGAGAACUCGAUUUCCAUUCACGCCACUGAUCUUACAAUCAAAGCUCCAGGAAACAGUCCCAACACUGAUGGCAUUCAUAUCCAACGUUCCACCAACGUUACCAUAGACAAGACAAUUAUUCAAACCGGUGAUGAUUGUAUAUCGAUUGGACCUGAUACUAAAAACACAUUAAUAUUAGAAACAUCGAAUGUGGUCCAGGUCAUGGAGUCAGCAUUGGCAGCCUUGGAAUUAUCGGACAUGAAUGUUGAAUUUGUUCACGUAAUAAAUGUUUCUUUUUAUGGAACAACUAAUGGAGUCCGAAUAAAGACGUGA